UCCUGACGAACAUAUUUGGUCUGGGUUGCCAGUUUAUGUUUCAGUCUCUGAGACUCAGGGUGAGCCACACGCUGCAGAUACUAGUUAUAUUUGACGUAGCGGGAACUUGUGUGAUUAUGACCUCUCCUGACCACAGGGUUUCUCUACUGUUCCUAGUAGCCUACUGGAGCUACAUACAUGGGAUGGUAUGAGGAAUUAUCAACUGUUUCCAGUACUGUAAGGCCGUUGUGAUAAAAUGAAGGUCAACAACUCACGCCUUUCCACCACGCUUCUCACCACUACAAACCAUCCCCACUCUAGCGUUGUCUCUCUCCUUUCCUGCCUGUGGUGUUUCAGCACGAGGUCUUUGACUGAGUGAUCAUACCAGAGAGAGAGACGGUGUGGACAGUAUCGCCUGUUCCAGCCAUAGCUGAUAAAAUCCCUGUUGUUCAGGUGAUAAGAGAGACUCCUCCCAGCUCCUACUUUAUUGACAUCAGCUCUAUUUGUGUAUUAUUGUGUCCUUGUUCAAGGAUGUGUGCACUGAUACACUGACUGUGUGGGUUCAUGAAGACUCCAAAACAACCAUGUAUUAUGAGAGGAAGACGGAGAAACCACAUUAGACUUGCUAGUGGAGAGGAGCCAGUGAAGUGGGACUGUCCUUUGUACCUAUUGAGUCAAUGCCCUAGGCCUACUACAACUGUGCUUGACUUCACUUUAGACAUCCAUUCUUUGGAAAAUGGAUGUAUUGAUCAAUUGGUUAAAGAGUGUUUUACUGUGCUGGACAUAUCUGGUUGUCUUUCUCACCAGCUCAACUUUAAUGAUUCCCAACCAGGAGCAGGUGCGCAGUGAAACCCCUAUGGGACAAAAGGACACAGAUUUCGAUGAUGUAUCCUUUCUACGGACCAGAUCAAGUAGUUUCGUAUCUUCCUCGCAUCUGAUUCGGCCAUAUUCACUCUCGAUGAAUGAGGAGGAUUACCAUUACGCUCCGAAACCCAAACACCUGCGGCACAACCGGCUCCUGCGCAUUUUGGGCUCGUCUUUUGAUCCGUUCUGGAUGUCCAUAGAACGCCCAGCCGAAGCAAGGGUCGACACCGAUGCGUCUGGUGGUCAAACUGCGUCUCGUGGUGACCCGCCCGCGUAUCCCGCCUUAACAAACUACACCACUAAGGAGGGGUUCAACUUCGGCGCGUCUCCAGAGCUGACAGAGGGUGCAGCGCGCUACCAACGAAAACUACAAAACGACGCAGAGGAUUUGGACUUGAGUGAACUUCCUGCAGACGUUGCCAGGACUCUGCGUGACUGGCUGGUCCGCUCGGCCACCUGUGGAAUGCGCUACCAGUGGGUAAAAUUAGCUCCAGUGUUCUGGCCCCGCUGGUUACGCCACACCGAUUGCGAAAAAUCUGGUGGCUCACGGAGUUGCUCUUUCCCCAGUGGGAUGGCAUGCCGGCAGGCCCAAACCACACAGAUAAAGAUACUGGCCUGGCACUGCUGGAGCAGCGAAGAGAGAGGCGGGGAUGGGUUAAGGGAGAUGGCCGGGAUCGACAGGGGGACUGUGGUGGUGGGGACAGGUGUUGCAGGCAGAAAGUGUUUGUGGAGGCAGGUGCCUUAUCCUGUGGUUACAGCGUGUAAAUGUUCAUGCAAAUAGUUUUAUUUGAUCACUGUUAAUCACGAACAUGUAAACUAUUUGGGAUUGACCGAUAUUCAGGAGAGAAUUUAUUUGAACAUCUGAUUGUCAAUGUAGGUUUACGACAAUUUGUUUUGCAAUUUAUUAUCAAGUAUUGUUUGUCCAGCCUUAAAUAUGAUACCUGUAUACAAUUAGUUCACUUGGGUUUCGUAAUCAACUUGUUUUCAUUACUAUGAAACGAAGCUAUUGGACGAAAAUUGAAUAAACUUGGUGUUUCCGGACGAAAAUUGAAUAAACUUGGUGUUUCCA
Molecule: messenger RNA, 1912 nt
Organism: Oncorhynchus keta (chum salmon)
Lineage: Eukaryota; Metazoa; Chordata; Actinopteri; Salmoniformes; Salmonidae
Product: noggin-2-like
Exons: 1
Coding region: 716-1624 (302 amino acids)
Biological process (GO): negative regulation of BMP signaling pathway; osteoblast differentiation; negative regulation of cell differentiation
Source: RefSeq, a predicted model, not a curated record